UCUUGGUCACGUCGGAAGAAGCUUUCCAAUUUUCGAAGCAUAUAAUUGAGUUAAUUGAUAAAAAAAUCUUUGAACAAUAUGAAGUGCCAAGUUACAGGGAAUCGUUAAAGUCUUGCAAAAUUGUGAGCAGAACUGUUUCUUGAAAUGUGUACCUACAAUCAAUAAGGAUCAAAUAACGAAAGUACGAUGACAGAUCGUUAGUCGAACAGCGAAAACAUUAUAGAGCGAUACCCAUUGAUAGGUCUGGCAUCGGUUCUUAAGACUUAGUGGUCACAAGUAUCCCCGAGAGCGGAGUCGUCCUGUAGCGACUCAGGAAAAGAGAACGUUAUAUUUCAACACACUUCUCUUGUCUGAUAGGAAACUUAUGAUUGUUCUGUAAUGGAAAGAAAUUCUAGCAGUGAUAGUUUAAAUGUGAGUUUUACACGAGAACUUAAGCACGAAUUGGAAGUGGUAAUUAUUUAUUCGGUAGCUUAUGCGUUGAUAUUUCUUUUUGCUUUAUUUGGAAAUCUCACGGUCAUUAUUGUGGUGAUCAGACAUCGAUGGAUGCACACCAAGACCAACUUUUUCAUCGUAAACCUGGCCUGUGCAGACCUUUUGGUGGCUAUCGUUGUCAUGCCAAUCAAUACAAUGAUAAAUAUAUUCAUAGAUUGGCGGUACGGGGCUGUAUUAUGUAAGUUGACACCUUACCUUCAGGGGAUCUCAGUUUGUGCCUCCGUCAAUACCCUGGCAGCCAUCGCCAUUGAUAGGUGCCUGGCAAUCUGUUAUCCCUUACAGUACAAGAUUACUUGGAGGACUUGUAAAAUUAUUAUGUGUGGCAUCUGGUUGUUCAGUAUUGUUAUCAUGAUUCCUAACUUGUUGGUAUAUAAUAUAGAUGACACAUACUCAGUGACGAUGUCCUUUUGUUUAACAAAGUGGCCAUCAGCUACACUAGAAGCAGUUUACUUUCUUGUUGGAAAUUUACUGUUUUGUUAUUCCCUCCCUCUGGCGUUGAUUAUCACGUGCUAUUGUGUGAUAGGCUUUAAAGUAUGGAACCGGAAGGCGCCUGGUGUGUAUGGAUCAAACGGUGUAAUACACAGAUCAAAAAUAAAAGUGGUGAAAAUGCUGGUCGUAGUGGUAGUAAUGUUUGCUGCCUCUUGGUUUCCAUUGUGGGUGAUACAGAUAAAAAUCAGACUAGAACCAGACUCAAAAGAUUAUAUAGCGGUGUUUAAUUACGUCAUCCCCAUCUGUCAAUGGUUGGGAUCCGCCAACAGUGGAAUAAAUCCUAUUAUCUAUUGUCUUUUCAGUAAGAAAAUUCGGACGAGGAUAAAAACAAUGCUUUUGUGUAGAAAAACAGAGUAUGAAGUUCCUCGCAAUCUUAGUUCGUACGCUAGUACUCGAUAUGUGUCAGUGGAUUAUACCAAUGGUCACGUGACUCUAAGGACAAACGGAUCACAAAAAGAGCGGAAGUCCUCGCGCACAGAUAGAUUAUUCAAUAAUGUUUACGACUGAUUUAUAUUUAUUGCGAUUCUGUCCUGUGUUAAAUUGUUAUUGCAUAAAACGAUUUAGUUUUCUU
Messenger RNA from Saccostrea cuccullata (small rock oyster), 1552 nucleotides. RefSeq names its product neuropeptide SIFamide receptor-like. Gene Ontology annotation, molecular function: G protein-coupled receptor activity; peptide binding. The record is from RefSeq and is a predicted model, not a curated record. The coding region runs from base 379 to 1488 and encodes 369 amino acids. Lineage: Eukaryota; Metazoa; Mollusca; Bivalvia; Ostreida; Ostreidae. Gene Ontology annotation, cellular component: plasma membrane. The transcript has 3 exons. Gene Ontology annotation, biological process: G protein-coupled receptor signaling pathway; cellular response to hormone stimulus.